AUGGAUAAAGUAGUUCGGCUUUUGUUGGCUCAAGAUUUACCAGAAAAACCAGGGGAAAUUAUGCAGGAUACAGCAGAAAACAUUAUUCAGGAAUUAAUUAGCUUAAGCAUGCUUCAAGAACAUUAUAUUAAAGGAUACAGUGAAAUACAAGGAUCCAGAUUCUAUGAAAAAUCAUACCUUGUCAAAGUUGACGAGCAAGAUUUCAUAUCUAAAGCUGCCAAUUCGCCAGUCCAUUCAUUUAUCAAAAACAAUGGACACAGCACGCCAUCUAACAUCAAAAGCCUUCUACUUCGAUCCUUGUUUGCCUCAUCAAGGAAUUCUGAUGAUCAUUUUGGUGCGUUUUCACAGGUGUGUUUGCAAACUAUAUGUGGGUUGCAGUUCAUCUUGGUAUGUGAUUUGCAUGGUGCAGUGGAAAACUUACCUGAUGAAGUGGGAGACUUGGUUCACCUCAAGUAUUUACGCUUGAGCAGCUUAUUCAUCAGGAAGCUUCCACGCAUCUGUUCUGGUGCUGGCAUUGCUAGUGAACUGAGUAGCUUAACCCAGCUGCGACAACUUGAUGUUCAUGAUGUUUCCGAGGAUCAUGCCGAUGAGCUAUUUGCAUCCAUCAUAAAACUGGAAAACCUUGUUUCCCUAUCAUUAAAUGCAGAACAAGCCAGCAGUGGCACACUUCUCCCCGAAUUGGACUCAUUUUCCCCUCCACCGCCGCAUCUUCAAGAGCUUUUUAUCCGUGGUGGCCUAGUUGAAAUCCCCAGUUGGCUUCUCUCCAUUGCAAACCUAAACACUCUAGAACUAUGCCAUUCUAAUCUCCAGGAGAACCCAUCUUCAGUUCUUCAAUUUCUUCCCAAACUAAAACAUCUUGUUCUAUGGUAUGCCUACAGCGCAAAGCUCAUUGGUGCAGACUUUUGCGAGGCAGGUGGAUUUCCAGAAUUGGGAACUUUGACAAUUGCUUCAAGUGAACUAGUGGAGUGGACUGAGAUUGGUAUUGGUGAAUGGGGCUUUUCCAUGUUUGAGGCGUCUUCAAUUUUGGAAUUGCCGUAA
Manihot esculenta (cassava) is the source of this 1038-nucleotide messenger RNA. RefSeq names its product putative disease resistance RPP13-like protein 2. NCBI's taxonomy places the organism in Eukaryota, Viridiplantae, Streptophyta, Magnoliopsida, Malpighiales, Euphorbiaceae. The record is from RefSeq and is a predicted model, not a curated record. The transcript has 2 exons. Bases 1 to 1038 code for a protein of 345 amino acids.